AUGCGUUCGAAAAGAAAAGGAAAGGCUAUUUUAAAAUUAUUAUUAUUUAUUAUUAUUAUUUUUGAAAUUGUGGUUGAGGUUGAAGGAAUGUUUACGUUUAGGAAGGCCAAAGAAAAAAAAGUUGAUUUUGUUGGGACCAAAAAGGAGGACCGAAAAAAUGUAGUUGAGAAGGAAACAAAAAAUAAACAUGUUGUUGAGGAACACGAAAAUUACGGUAUUGAGGAAUCCCAAGUAGAUGAUGGAGCAAGAUUGAGUAAUUAUGGAUUUCCAGAACAUCUAAAGUGAUAAAAUAAUUUAUUACUCUAUGUUUUUUAAAAUAUAUUUUCCUUUCCCUUAGAUCCCCACAUCUAUGAGUUAUAUGUAUAAUAUGAAUCAGGGACGAGUCGGGUUUUCAAAAAUUUCUUUGGGUAGUGAGAGAGGGGGAGGAGGUUCGAGUCCAAAAGAAGUCCGGGUUUCGAAUAUUAAGUAAGGCUACGGGUCGGAUGUCGGGUCGGGGUUUCGAAAAUUUCUCGAGCUGGAAUUCCGAGAAUUUCUUGGAUCGGGUACUG
Molecule: messenger RNA, 548 nt
Organism: Meloidogyne enterolobii
Lineage: Eukaryota; Metazoa; Nematoda; Chromadorea; Rhabditida; Meloidogynidae
Source: the annotation of a GenBank genome assembly